This is a messenger RNA of Dioscorea cayenensis subsp. rotundata (Guinea yam), 1977 nucleotides long. RefSeq names its product external alternative NAD(P)H-ubiquinone oxidoreductase B2, mitochondrial-like. Lineage: Eukaryota; Viridiplantae; Streptophyta; Magnoliopsida; Dioscoreales; Dioscoreaceae. The record is from RefSeq and is a predicted model, not a curated record. Gene Ontology annotation, molecular function: calcium ion binding; NADH dehydrogenase activity.
UUCUCGUUCUCUUUUCAUCUCCAUUAACACGAACGAAAUAAGCUAUGCGUUUCACGACGUUUGUCCUGGAUCGCACCUCCCAGGCCCUUGGCCGUGGUCCGUCGAUCUCCAAGCUCGUUGUUCUCUUCGCCGUCAGUAGCGGGGGUCUUGUGGCAUAUGCUGAUUCUAGGUUGGACAAUGGGGUUGAAAUACCCCAAGGACCUCCCAAGAAGAAAGUGGUUGUCCUUGGAACUGGUUGGGCUGGCACUAGUUUUCUGAAGAAUCUGGAUACCUCUUUGUAUGAUGUACAGGUGGUAUCACCUAGAAACUAUUUUGCUUUUACCCCUUUGCUGCCAAGCGUUACCUGUGGAACAGUAGAAGCUCGUAGCAUUGUUGAGCCAAUCCGGAAUAUUGUGAAAAAGAAAGAUGGACAAGUAAAAUUUUGGGAGGCUGAGUGCUUCAAGAUUGAUCCAGCAAACAAGAAAGUUCUUUGCCGGUCAAACAUCGGGACAAACUUAGAUGGCAAUGGUGAAUUUGCAGUUGAGUAUGAUUACUUGGUGGUUGCACUGGGAGCCAAGUCAAACACAUUUAACACACCUGGUGUCGAGGAGAAUUGCCAUUUUCUCAAGGAAAUAGAGGAUGCCCAAAAGAUCCGCAGGAGCGUCAUGGACUGUUUUGAAAGGGCCUGCCUUCCAAACCUCAGUGAUGAAGAGAGGGAGAAGAAUCUUCAUUUUGUUGUUGUAGGUGGUGGUCCAACCGGUGUUGAAUUUGCUGCAGAAUUGCAUGACUAUGUCUCUGAAGACUUGGCAAAGUUAUAUCCUAAUGUUAAGGAUCUAGUGAAGAUAUCAGUAAUCGAGGCUGGGGAGCAUAUAUUGACCAUGUUUGACAAGAGGAUCACAAAAUUUGCUGAAGACAAAUUCCAGAGAGAUGGCAUUAACGUGAAAACUAAUUUCAAGGUUGUGAAGGUGUCCAAUAAAGCCAUCACGAUGACCAAUCCGUCUACUGGAGAGGUUUCUGUACCAUAUGGAAUGGCUGUUUGGUCUACUGGUAUUGGCACACGUCCUGUCAUGAUGGACUUAAUGAAGGAAGUUGGUCAGGCUGGUAGGCGUGUACUAGGGACUGACGAAUGGCUUAGAGUGCUUGGGACUAAUAAUGUGUAUGCCCUUGGUGAUUGUGCCACAAUAAGCCAGAGAAAAGUCAUGGAAGAUGUCUCUGCUAUAUUUAAGGUUGCAGACAAAGACAACUCUGGAACUCUGACAGUGAAAGAAAUCAAGGAGGUUCUUGAUGACAUCUGCGUUAGAUAUCCUCAGGUGGAACUCUAUUUGAAAACUAAGCAGAUGACGGACUUCUCAUAUUUACUUAAAGAUUCCACUGGAAAUGUCAAUGAAGAUUCUAUUGAAUUGAAUAUAGAAGAGUUUAAGAAAGCCCUUGCCAACGUGGAUUCACAGGUCAAGAAUCUUCCUGCAACAGCACAGGUUGCUGCACAACAAGGUGAAUAUCUUGCUCGGUGCUUCAACAGAAUGAAGCAAUGUGAAGAAAAACCUGAAGGUCCCCGCCGAAUCAGAGAACCAGGCCGACAUCGCUUCCGCCCUUUCAGGUAUAGGCAUCUUGGGCAAUUUGCUCCAUUGGGAGGAGAGCAAACGGCAGCCCAAUUGCCUGGAGAUUGGAUCUCAAUUGGCCACAGUACCCAGUGGCUUUGGUAUUCAGUAUAUGCAAGCAAGCAAGUCAGUUGGCGCACGAGGAUGCUGGUGGUAUCUGACUGGACAAGGCGAUUCAUCUUUGGAAGGGACUCGAGUUGCAUCUGAGUCCUGUAGAGGAACAAAUCAUGCAUUAACUUUGUCCUGUUUCCCUACCAUAUUCUUUUCCGGCAACAACGUCUAUUUGUUUACUAUGACAAGUUUAAAUUUCUUGUCAAUUUUUUGAGUACCACUGUCUAUGAAUGAAUUCAUUGUAAUAAAUGUGCGAGUAUUGGCAGUUUGCUUUGUACCGUGACUUGAA